Molecule: messenger RNA, 1845 nt
Organism: Selaginella moellendorffii
Lineage: Eukaryota; Viridiplantae; Streptophyta; Lycopodiopsida; Selaginellales; Selaginellaceae
Product: pentatricopeptide repeat-containing protein At1g11290, chloroplastic-like
Exons: 2
Coding region: 1-1845 (614 amino acids)
Biological process (GO): RNA modification
Molecular function (GO): protein binding; RNA binding
Source: RefSeq, a predicted model, not a curated record
AUGGGCAAUCCACCCACAUUCUCUGCGGAUCCGGGCAUUUCCUUGAGGCGUCCGGCUGCGGUGCCAUUGCCCGCGGAUCGCAAGGCGGCCUUUGAUCGCAUCCUCCGCGAGGAGGAGUUCCAGCACAAGCUCCAGAUCCAGCAGCAGCAGCUCAAGCGACCGAUCCACAGGCACCAGCAGCAGCAGCGCAAGAGCCAGGAGAUUCGUGGGGAUCGACCCAAUCGAAAGCCCAAGAAGAAGAAAUCAAUCAACAAAGAAGAGGUUUCAUCGAGGCAAGAUCGCCAAGAACGAGAGCUAAACGAUGAAGAAGAAAGAGAAGGUGAUCUUGCGAGAGAUUUGGAGGGGAAGCUGGAUGGGCUGGUGUGCGGGGACAUCAAGAAGGACUCGGCGAUCUACGCGCCAAUUCUCCGGUCGUGCGGGAAAGAUCUCCGCCUGGGCACUUGCGUCCACGAUCACAUCCGCCGGAGCGGCCAUGGUAGCGACAGUUUCUUGGGAAAUCUUCUUGUCCAGAUGUAUGGAAACAUCGGCCGCGUGGAUCUUGCGCGCUCCUGCUUCGAUCAGAUCCCAUUCAAGAACGUUUUCUCGUGGAACAUGAUGAUCGCGGCAUUUUCCCGCAAUGGGCAUCCCCGCGAGGCAAUCGCCUUGUUUCGGGAGAUGAUCCAGGGCGGCGCCAGGGCGGACAAGAUCACGUUUCUGGCGGCGCUGGAUUCCUGCGCCGCGAUGGCCGCUCUGGAUCGCGCCCACGAGAUCCACGCCCUGAUCGCGGAGCUGGGGCUCGAUCGCGACCUUGCCAUCGCGAAUUCUCUCGUGAACGCCUAUGGCAAAUGCGGGAGCGCGCGCGAUGCCAGAGCCGUUUUCGAUCGAAUCGCCGGCGAGGGCGACAUCGUGUCGUGGAACUCGGCGAUCGCGGCCUGCGAUCACGUCGGCGAGGCCAUGGAUCUCUUCCACCGGAUGGAUUGCGAGGGGAUCAAGCCCAACAGGGUGACAUUCGUGGCGGUGAUGGGCAGCGGCGCCGCGGAGGCGGAGCUACUCCAGCGGCUCCGCCAUGCCGUACAUGGGCCCGAUGUGGUCGUGGCCACGGGGCUCAUCCAGUUGUACGGCCUUCUGGGAAGAGCUGGCGAUGCCAGAGAGAUAUUCGAUGGCAUAGUUUCUUCAAAGAAAGACGUCGUGCUGUGGACGGCGAUGGUGGCGGCAUUCGCGCGAAACGGGCAAGGGAGGCCAGCGCUCGAGAUUUUCAGAGAAAUGGAUCUGGAAGGCGUGACGCCCAACAAGAUCACGAUGCUCGCGGCGCUGGAAGCGUGUUCUUGCCUGGGAUCUCUGGCAAUUGCCAAAGCCGUGCAUAGCACUCUCGAUCAUCAGAGCUUGGAUCUGCAAAACGGGAGCAUUGGAAUGUUUGGGCGAUGCGGGAGCGUGGAAGCGGCCAAGGAGAUCUUCGACGCGAUCGAGAGCCAGAGGAACUUGGUCUCCUACACAGCGUUGGUCGCAGCGUAUGCCCAGAACGGGCAUUUUGGCAAUGCCGAGGGGCUUUUCAGAUCGAUGCAGCUCCAAGGUCAUGCUCCAGACGAGGUGAGCUUUACGUGCCUCUUGUUUGCAUUUAGCCACGCGGGGCUUCUCCAGCAAGGCUGGGAACACUUGGUGAGCAUGAAGGCCGACUAUGGGAUUAGCCCAUCGCCGCAACACUAUGGUUCUUCAUUGAAAGAUUUGCGUGGACGGUGGAAAGCGGCAAGCGCUCGUGGGAGGGGGCAAGUGACCGCGUUUUCGUUUUGUGAGUGGCGCCGCGUCAAGCAGGGAAUCCCUCCCAGGGCUCCCGGAUCUGUGAGUAUCACCGGCAACGUGCUUGAUUGA